AAAAUACAUGUGUGUGACGUCUGUGACAGAACUGUGUAUAUAUAAUGCAGAAACCUGAUGUGAGGCACAAUUUAAUUUUCAUAUGCUGGCGAAAAUAUUACGGUGAAUUUUGCUUUACUGCACAUGAAUGCUGUAGAAGGGUAGAACAGAACAGACUGAACUGAAUCAGAUCUUGUGUGGAAGCAAGUACAUCUUUCCUAAAAGAUCUUCAGGUCAAAAUGUCUCAAACAGAUGCGCCAAAUGUGCCUUUACAUGAGAUAGAAAAACAACUGCUUGAGUAUUUAGGAACUUUGAAAGCUGUACAAGAAGCUGAAGAGGAGAUUGAAAAAGAAUAUUCCAUUAACAAAGAUGACACAGGGUUAUGGCCAGUAGAUGACAUAAAAAAAAAUUGGGGUAAAAUACAGAUGGAGAUGGAUCGGCCAGAUGAAGAUCGAAGAAGAGCAGACUGGUCUAUCGUGAUAAUUCUGCAAAUGUUGCUACAACGAAUCCAGUAUGAUGCAUCUAAAACUCAGUCUGAGCUCAAAGAGGAUUUAACUGGAAAUUUUUUUGAUCCUCCAGCAGAAACACAAGAUCACUGGAAGCACAGUAAAAUAAAUAUAUCAGAAGAGACUAAACCCAGGAAGGGCACAAAAACGGAUUCAGAAAAUUUAGAAAAGGACAAUGCUGAAAAAAUAAAAAAAAAUACAGAUACAACAGAUAAUAAAAAGUAUGCUUCAGAAAAGCUUUCAAGCAAAAACGGUGACCCAGGUUCUCAAGGAAUCUAUAUCCCACUUACCGAAUUAAAAGCCACUAAUCUACAGCAAAAUAUAAAGAAAGAAGAAGAAAACACAAGGCUUAAACUCAUAGAUGGAAAACCCAAAUUUUCCAAUCAGGAUGAUAAUGAUAAACAGUUGUUGUUGGAGAAAAUGUCUUAUGUUUUGCAGUACAACAAUGAAACCAAUAAUGCUGCAUGGGUGUUUGAGAUACUAAGCAAAGGAACUAUAAAAGGGCCUGCUGUACAAUCAACUUAUCGUUUAGACUACUCAACUCAUAAAGAUCACAGAGCACCUGAGAGUUUGGAGGCCUAUACUGGUACAGGCUAUGAAAGAGGUCAUCUGGCUGCUGCUGCCAACCACACAUGGUGCCAGAAAGCAAGAGAUGAUACAGACCUCCUCAGCAACAUUGUACCACAGCAUGAACACCUUAACCAGGGAAAAUGGAAAAAAUUGGAGGAACUCUGUCGACUAUACGUUCAAGCCGAUUAUUCUAAAGCCUAUAUAUACACUGGUCCACUUUACCAUAUUGAAAAAGACAUUACAGAAGAGGAAAAGACAUCCAGGAGAGAGUUUAGGUCAAAGUAUGGGAAAGCUCUGCCAACUGAUUUCUUUAAGGUCAUCAUUCUGGAGAAGGAUAAUGGAGAACGUGAGCAUAAAUGCUAUGAGAUACCUAAUAAAGGAAAAGGACAAGGACGACGACAACAAAAAUGGCUACAAAAACAACAAGAAAAACAACAACAAAAGCAAGAAAAACAACAACAAAAACAACAAGAAAAACAAGAAAAACAACAAGAAAAACAACAACAACAAAAACAACAACAAAAGCAACAAGACCAACAACAACAACAAGAAAAACAACAACAAAAACAAGAAAAACAACAACAAAAGCAAGAAAAACAACAACAAAAACAACAAAAACAACAACAACAAAAACAACAACAAAAGCAACAAGACCAACAACAACAACAAGAAAAACAACAACAAAAACAACAACAAAAACAAGAAAAACUACAAGAAAAACUACAACAAAAACAAGAAAAACUACAACAAAAACUACAACAAAAACAGGAAAAACAACAAAAAAAACUCCAGCAACUAAAAAAAAAGGCAAUAAAAAACAUUGAAAAUGAACUUAGCAAUUUCAGUAAAGAUAUUCAUUACAUCGAAGAAGUCUCUGGACUGAUGUUCACAGAAAAGAAUCUAGAGAUUCUGAGAAAAAGAGAAGAAGUAAAGACAGUGAACUUCAGAGAAGAUGAUGAAGACAACAUGAGUAAUCCAACACAUGGAAUAGUUGAAACAGUUAAAAUAAUUCCCAAAGAAAGAAUUAAGUCUUCUAGAGUCUAAAGACAUCUGUGAUGAAGAAUACUCUCUAUUGAUUUCAGAUGCAGAUGUCUGUACUUCCCUCUUCAACCAAUCCAGUGGGGGAAGUUUUCCUUUAACAUCAUACAUCAUAUUUUAAAAUCACUUACUGUAGCGUCUCUAUAUUCAUGCAUUUUGGGAUGUAUUGCUUUAAUAAUCCCUUCAUGAUGAGUAUAUUUUAUACAGUAUGAUUAUUCUAGAAAUUACAUUCUCAUAGGGGCGGUUUCCCGGACAGGGAUUAGACUAGUAGUCCUAAACACUAUUCGGACGGGAUUAGUUUUCCAAACAACGUUUGAGUUUCAACGUGUUUCCCACGACGUCUGUGAUUUUAUGUACCGAUUCGGGCGGGAUUAAAAUUCUCAGGUUAUUCCAGAGAUGGGAGUAUCUGUUUCAUGCAUUUGAAACCACUUUGAUUACCACUUUUUCCAUCUCCGAUCCG
Molecule: messenger RNA, 2553 nt
Organism: Misgurnus anguillicaudatus (oriental weatherfish)
Lineage: Eukaryota; Metazoa; Chordata; Actinopteri; Cypriniformes; Cobitidae
Source: RefSeq, a predicted model, not a curated record